AUGUCUCCCAUCCAUCCAUCCGUCCAUCUGUCUAUCCAUCCAUCCGCCGCUGCGGUGGAGCCGCGCUCCGCUCCCCGCGGCACCUGCGCGCUCACACCGCGCCCGUGCGCGCCCCCGCGGGGGAUGCGCGGCCCCGCCGGGGCUGAUGGGGGGCGGGGGGGGGAACGCGCAAAGUUGGCCCCGCUCUGGCCGCGGUGGAGAGCGGGGCUGGCGCUGCCCCCGCGCAGCGCGAUGCGCUCGGGGCCGCACGCUCCGCGGCUGCUCCCGCCGCUCCUCCCGCCCCAUCUCCCUCCCUGCUUAGGAAAGGUCAGACAGGCGCUGCUGCUUUCACCCCUGAGGGCAAACGCUGCCCUGGAUGCUGUUCCCAGCGCGGAUACCGGCCCUGGCUCUGCGCUUCACGGAAGAAGGCAGGGAAACAGAAAGAAAGACAACAAAAGAAAUGGUGCGGAUAGAGCAAACCCUGAACAGAAAUCAGAAAACAAUGAAAAACAAGCUAGGACAAAAGAAGAAACACCAUUAGAGACUGGCAAGUGGAUAUUCCCAAGACCUCCACUUCAUAUCUCUGUGUCAAAACUAACGGAAAUAGAAACAGAGUUGGUCUGAAUUGAUGAGGUGGACAUUUCUCUUGGGUUUGCCCAGUUUCCUUGCUCUAAAGGCAUUGCUGUAGAUGAUCCCUUGAAGACAUCUCCAAAUGAUGUUUCCACUAUUGUCCCUGAUAUUGAGGCAGAGCUUCUAAUCUGCUACUUGGAAACUGGGGAAGCCUGGAGCAUUAUUCUGAACCCAGCCUCUCUCCAGAAUCACCUACACCAAGCUGCUUGCUCUUGGUGCUUAUGGAGAGAUUCUGAAGCUGCUGCAGCUCAAGAAGCCUUCAAGAGAGAAGUAUCUUUUUCAGUUAUGUACACACCAUUUGUGAAAGGAGACAAGGCUGACAAAAUAAAGGAGGCAAAUAAAAACUUUGCUAAAGAGCACCCUGAUUACAUGCAGCACCUAUUCACAGAUCCUCAUGGAAUUUACACAUGGCCAGAGAUGGCUGAAUCUCUGCUGCCUGCCCAGCAGUGCUCACUGACUGUGGGUUUCAGAAACAAAAAAAACUUGGAAAGGUCUGUAACUAGAAAACUGCCAAUAUUUUCAGACCAGAAGGCACGUUUCAGUCCUACCAUGGAAGAAGAAACAAAACAAUCUGGGGACAGAACUGGGAAAAAAUAUUGUCAUGGAUUUUAUAAGAAGCACCAUUAUAAAAACCUCUUUUUGGUGUGUGAUGUGUGGUGGCAGAAUCCUCUGUGUGGGAAUGAUGCUGUGCUUUUAGGGCAAGCACAGCUCGUGUCCAGUGUGAUGGAGAGGUUCCAUUUCACCAACCUCCUUGGCCUCUGGCAGAGGGAGGAGGAGCAGCCCCAAGUGAUGAAUCAAGUGAUGGCUGAGCUGGUGACCAUCCGCCUGCAGGAAGCCUCUUGGGAGGGUGCAGACCUGCUGCAGUCACUAAUGGCUGAUGCCAUGGACAUCCUUGAAGGAAGAAGUGAAGAACAUGUGUGGACUAAAAUUGAGAAGGUAAAAAGCAGCAGCAAAGGGCAGGAGACUAUAUUACUCCUUGGGGAGUAA
Agelaius phoeniceus (red-winged blackbird) is the source of this 1596-nucleotide messenger RNA. Lineage: Eukaryota; Metazoa; Chordata; Aves; Passeriformes; Icteridae. The record is from RefSeq and is a predicted model, not a curated record.